AUGACAUGUCAAGGGAAUUGUACUUGUAAGCCAGACCAUAUAGAUGCACCAAUUAGUCCUACUAACAGCCAUUCAGAGAGUGAUGAUGUAUGGGCAGAUGAUGAUGACUAUAACAAUGCGAAUGAGAAUGAAUUAAGUAAUGCAACUAAUGAUAUUCAACGAUCUCAUUAUUCCAGGGGAUUUCUUGAUGGAAUUACAAGUGCUAAAGAGAAUAGUCUUCAAGUAGGAUUUGAUACAGCAUUUCCUAAAGGGGCUCAAUUAGGUAUUAGGGUUGGUAAGAUACUAUCAACUGUAUUAUCUAUUGAUACUAAAGAAGAAUUUGAUAAGGCUAAGUCUGAAUUAAAUAUUAUAAAAGUAUUAGAUAAAAAGUAUUUUAAUGAAGAUGGUGAUAAUUUAGAAAUUAGUAAUCAACAUCAUCCGGUGAUGGAUAAAUGGGAAAAGUAUAUAAAUAACUAG
Messenger RNA from Hemisphaericaspora subhashii, 456 nucleotides. It is a transcript of the gene YAE1, whose product is annotated as Yae1p. Lineage: Eukaryota; Fungi; Ascomycota; Pichiomycetes; Serinales; Debaryomycetaceae. The transcript has a single exon. Bases 1 to 456 code for a protein of 151 amino acids. The record is from RefSeq and is a predicted model, not a curated record.